This is a messenger RNA of Drosophila pseudoobscura, 2939 nucleotides long. RefSeq names its product V-type ATPase subunit a family protein Vha100-2 (gene Vha100-2). Gene Ontology annotation, cellular component: vacuolar proton-transporting V-type ATPase, V0 domain; plasma membrane; vacuolar proton-transporting V-type ATPase complex. Bases 108 to 2615 code for a protein of 835 amino acids. Gene Ontology annotation, molecular function: proton-transporting ATPase activity, rotational mechanism; ATPase binding. NCBI's taxonomy places the organism in Eukaryota, Metazoa, Arthropoda, Insecta, Diptera, Drosophilidae. The transcript is spliced from 6 exons. Gene Ontology annotation, biological process: vacuolar acidification; proton transmembrane transport. The record is from RefSeq and is a predicted model, not a curated record.
CUCAGGAAAACAAGUUCUAAAUUUAUCUCACAUACUCUGGGGACUCUGGUGUCUUUGGCAUUAAAACAAUUUUCGGAGCUGUGAAGGGAACGUAAGAAGUCGCCAAGAUGGGGGACAUGUUCCGUAGUGAGGAAAUGGCACUUUGCCAGAUGUUUAUACAACCAGAGGCUGCGUACACCUCUGUCUCUGAGCUGGGAGAAACCGGCUGUGUGCAGUUCCGCGACCUGAACAUCAAUGUGAACGCCUUCCAGCGCAAGUUUGUGACUGAGGUGAGGCGCUGCGAUGAGCUGGAGCGCAAGAUCCGCUACAUCGAGACGGAGAUCAAGAAGGACGGCAUCGUGCUGCCCGACAUCCAGGACGACAUCCCGCGGGCGCCCAACCCACGUGAGAUCAUCGACCUGGAGGCGCAUCUGGAGAAGACCGAGUCGGAGAUGAUCGAGCUGGCCCAGAACGAGGUUAACAUGAAGUCCAACUACCUGGAGCUGACCGAGCUGCGCAAGGUCCUCGAGAACACCCAGGGCUUUUUCUCCGACCAGGAGGUGCUCAACCUGGACUCCAGCAACCGCGGUGCCGGUGGUGACGAGGCAACUGCCCAGCAUCGUGGACGCCUCGGCUUUGUCGCUGGUGUCAUCAACCGGGAGCGUGUGUUUGGAUUCGAGCGCAUGCUGUGGCGCAUCUCGCGCGGCAAUGUGUUCUUGAAGCGCUCCGACCUGGAUGAGCCUCUGAACGAUCCGGCCACCGGUCAUCCCAUCUACAAGACGGUCUUCGUGGCCUUCUUCCAGGGCGAGCAGCUGAAGAACCGCAUCAAGAAGGUGUGCACUGGGUUCCACGCCUCGCUGUAUCCCUGUCCCAGCUCGCACAACGAGCGUGAGGAGAUGGUGAAGAAUGUGCGCACGCGCCUGGAGGAUCUGAAGCUGGUGCUUAGCCAGACCGAGGAUCACCGCAGCCGUGUCCUGGCCACAGUGUCCAAGAAUCUGCCCUCGUGGUCGAUCAUGGUCAAGAAGAUGAAGGCCAUCUACCACACUCUGAACCUGUUCAACAUGGAUGUGACCAAGAAGUGCCUCAUUGGCGAGUGCUGGGUGCCCACCAAGGAUCUGCCCGUCGUGCAGAAGGCGCUCUCCGACGGUUCCGCGGCCGUGGGAAGCACCAUUCCCUCGUUCCUCAACGUGAUCGACACCAACGAGCAGCCGCCGACCUUCAACCGCACCAACAAGUUCACGCGCGGUUUCCAGAACCUGAUCGACGCCUACGGAGUGGCCUCGUACCGCGAGUGCAACCCGGCCCUAUACACGUGCAUUACAUUCCCCUUCCUGUUCGCCGUGAUGUUCGGCGAUCUGGGCCACGGCCUGAUCCUGGUUCUCUUCGGCGCCUGGAUGGUGCUCUGCGAGCGCAAGCUUGCCCGCAUCCGCAACGGCGGCGAGAUCUGGAACAUCUUCUUCGGCGGUCGCUACAUCAUCCUGCUCAUGGGUCUGUUUGCCGUCUACACCGGCAUCGUAUACAACGACGUGUUCUCCAAGUCGAUGAAUCUGUUCGGUUCGCGAUGGGUAAACAACUACAACAGAUCCACGGUUCUGACCAAUCCGAGCCUGCAGCUGCCGCCCAACAGCUCCGCUGUAGGUGUCUAUCCCUUUGGCCUGGAUCCCGUCUGGCAGCUGGCGGACAACAAGAUCAUCUUCCUCAACAGCUUCAAGAUGAAGCUGUCGAUCAUCUUCGGUGUACUCCACAUGGUGUUUGGCGUAAGCAUGUCCGUUGUGAACUUCACACACUUCAAGCGGUACGCCUCAAUCUUCCUGGAGUUCGUGCCUCAGAUCCUUUUCCUUCUGCUGCUCUUCGGUUACAUGGUGUUCAUGAUGUUCUUCAAGUGGGUCACCUACGACUCCCACACAGACUUCCAGCCCCAUACUCCCGGAUGCGCCCCCUCAGUGCUGAUCAUGUUCAUCAACAUGAUGCUGUUCAAGAACACGCCGCCACCGAAGGGCUGCAAGGAGUUUAUGUUCGAGUCUCAGCCUGAUGUGCAGAAGACCUUCGUCAUCAUGGGCCUCAUUUGCAUCCCAUGGAUGCUGCUGGGCAAGCCGCUCUACAUCAAAUUCACUCGCAAGAGCAAUGCCCACUCCAAACACAAUGGCCAGUUGACUGGCAACAUGGAGGUGGCCGAAGGCGAGACUCCCCUUCCAACGGGCUUCUCUGGCAACGAGGAGAGUGGCGGCGGCGGCGGCAACAGCCACGACGAUGAGCCCAUGAGCGAGAUCUACAUCCACCAGGCCAUCCACACCAUCGAAUAUGUGCUCAGUACCAUCUCGCACACGGCCUCCUAUCUCCGUCUGUGGGCUCUGUCCCUGGCCCAUGCUCAGCUGUCCGAAGUGCUGUGGAACAUGGUGUUGUCGCUGGGCCUUAAGAUGUCCGGCGUUGGCGGCAUCAUUGGACUGUACAUCAUUUUCGGCGCCUGGUGCCUGUUCACCCUGGCCAUUCUCGUCCUGAUGGAGGGUCUGUCCGCUUUCCUGCACACCCUGCGUCUUCACUGGGUGGAAUUCAUGAGCAAGUUCUACGAGGGCCUGGGCUACGCCUUCCAGCCAUUCAGCUUCAAGGCCAUCCUGGAUGGCGAGGAGGAGGAAUAAACUGACCAGAAAGUGUUCAAGCCACUGCAUGAAUAAUUAACUAGCCGAGCUUUGUUUUUCCAAUUUAUUUAAUUUGUUUUGUUGAAUGUUUUUGUUUUGUUUUUUUUCGGACAUUGUCAGUAUUGUGGUGCUCUUCCCACAUCCCAUGUUUUUUGUGCCCCUCCCUCCGUUCUAGUACCCAAUUCUCCGCUUUGUAUUCCAUCCGGGGUCCAAGUAUUCACCUGAGUUGUGCCUAGUAUUCUCAAAGGAACAGUUUCAAAAGCAAUAAUUUGAUAUUCAUUGUUAUAAAUAAUAAUUCUAAUAAAUAUAAAGCAACGAAGAGAA